AUGCCAAGCCUCAAAACGAUUGAAAACAAGUCAGAGUGCUAUGCUUCCCUCAAUAAAAUUGAAGAGGGGCAAUGUAGAGAAAACAAUCCUCUAGUAAGAUCACGUGAAUUUAGAAAACAAUCAUCUUUAGAAGCUAGAUCUCAGUAUGGAUCAUUAAUUUCUGAAGUAAAUUUAAAACCAACAGAUUUACGUGAAGGCUGUAACACUAUACAAAAAUCAAAGCUACAAAAAAUUGAUCCUGUUUACGCGAUAGAAGCUGAUGGAACUAUUAAAGAUACACCUCUUGAAGUUUGGACUGCUUUAAAUAAAUUUGGGUACAAAACUUUUAGAGAAGGUCAAGAACAAGCUAUAAUGCGUAUUCUCUCAGGUCAGUCAACUCUUUUCAUUUCAGCUACUGGUUCUGGGAAAUCUCUGUGUUAUCAAUUACCAGCCUAUAUUUUUGCAAACAAGAAGAAAUGUAUUACUUUAGUUAUAUCCCCUCUCGUAUCUUUAAUGGAUGAUCAAGUGUCUGAAAUUCCGGAAUUUUUGAGUGCCGCUUGUCUACACAGUAAUCAAAGUGUUAAGAUACGUCAACGUAUUUUACAAAAUUUGAAAGAUGGCAAGUUAAAUAUGUUACUAUUGUCUCCCGAAACAAUAGUUGCAGAAGAUAGAUCGAAUAAUCUUGGAAUUAUGUUUCGUGACAUGCCUCCCAUAGCCUUCGCUUGCAUUGACGAAGUACACUGUAUCUCUCAAUGGUCUCAUAGUUUUCGACCAUCAUAUUUAAUGAUUUGUAAAGUACUGAGAAAAUCAUUAGGCGUGAACACAUUCUUGGGUCUCACAGCAACAGCAAAUUCUUUUACUACUAAAAGUAUAAUAAGUGCUUUAGAUAUUGAAGAUGAACUACAAGGCGUGUUAAUGUAUAAUUCUUUACCUCCAAAUUUAGUUUUGACAAUUUCAAAAGACGAGAACAAAAAUGAAGCUUUGAUAAAGCUUCUAAAUUGUGAAAGGUUUGAUAAAAAUAGUUCUAUUAUUAUUUAUUGCACACGUCGAGAAGAUUGUACCAAGUUAGCGACAUUUCUUCGUACUUUAUUUCAUAAUGAUAAAUUAAGUAACCACACUUAUAGUAAUUCUGAAGUAUUAAGUGCUAAGACUUUUGAUACUGUCGAAGUAUAUCAUGCAGGAUUAUCAGCUUCUAGACGUAAAAUAGUUCAGAAAUUAUUUAUGCAAUCAAAAACGAAGAUUAUUGUGUCCACUGUAGCUUUUGGCAUGGGCAUUAAUAAAUCUGACAUACGAUCUGUUAUACACUAUAAUAUGCCAGCAAGCCUGGAACACUAUGUUCAAGAAAUCGGAAGAGCUGGCCGGGAUGGUCGUCGAGCUACUUGUCAUCUUUUUCUCAAUUCAAAGGAAAAUUCAGAUUUGUAUGAAAUACAACGCCAUAUUAAUGCAAAGGGUAUAGAUAGACAAACCUUAAGAGAUUUGAUAAAAAAAAUAUUUAUCAGAUGUGAUUGUGUUCGGCAAGAUGACAAUAAUUCAAAAUCUCAAUGUUUAGGACAUGAUAUAUUUUUCUCUGUACAUGGAGCUGUAAAAACCUUAGAUCUCUCAGAAGAAAUGAUAACUACUCUUCUCUAUUAUCUUGAACUUCAUCCAAAAAAAUUUAUUAAUGUUUUUCCUUGUACUUAUGUGAUUGCUGAAAUAUCUAGUAAUAAUAUCCAUACUUUGGAAGAGGCUGCUGAAUUUUCACCUCUUUUAUCAGCAGCAAUUACUUUAUCGAAAGAAAAUAAUACAUUUUAUAAAACAAGUUCAACUGUUACAGUAUCAAUACCUGCUCUUGCCCAGAAGAUGGUAAUGAGCAUUGAAGAUGUCCUUAUCCAUUUAAAGAAACUAGAAAAUACACCUGUUGACUGUCAAACAGUUCUUGCAAACAUUUCAGUCGCAUAUCGUACGUUAUGCUUUCGAGUUCGAGCUCCUGGUGAUUUUGAUGAAACUGAAUUGGAUGAAGCUCUAGAAUCGUUAUAUCAAAAAAAUUUAUCACACUUACUGCUAUGUCAUCGUCAACUUCAAUAUUUCUCUAAAUUAUGUCGAGAAUUCAGUUCCAGCUCAGUGAAUGAAUGUUUGACAUGGGAUAAUAGAAUUCAAGUGCAAUCAGAACUUCUUAAGUAUAAUGUAAAAAAGUACUUUGAACCAUCUGGUGUUACAUGGGAUUCCACAUCAUCUCCUGAAAAGAUGAGAGCCAUCAGAGAGAUCAUUGCUUCUCACAGCACUUACAAGCAAGCUCGCCAACAGUUGCUAGAGGUACCAAUCCUCUCAAGUCCUGAAAAAGACUUAUGGUUCCUAAGGAUCGACACCCGUGUCUAUUCGUUCUUCGAUCGCUGCAUUUUUGGUUGA
Messenger RNA from Copidosoma floridanum, 2364 nucleotides. It is a transcript of the gene RecQ4, whose product is annotated as RecQ4 helicase. NCBI's taxonomy places the organism in Eukaryota, Metazoa, Arthropoda, Insecta, Hymenoptera, Encyrtidae. Gene Ontology annotation, biological process: double-strand break repair via homologous recombination. Gene Ontology annotation, cellular component: cytoplasm; nucleus; chromosome. The record is from RefSeq and is a predicted model, not a curated record. Gene Ontology annotation, molecular function: 3'-5' DNA helicase activity; ATP binding; four-way junction helicase activity.